AUGCUCAGCAGCCUAUUCCCGAAUAUCCUCUUCGUCGGCCGAUGGUGGUCUUCCAGCACCGGCCUCGCCGCGGAGUGGGCGCCGAGCGUCUGGCACGCCCGCUUCCAAGGCGCGAGCCAGCUGACUCUCGGCAUUGACUCGCCACCGAACCUCUUCUACACUUGCGGCGGCAGCGCCGUGUUGGCGGCGCACGGACAAGAGGAGAAGGUGUACUCGUCCUACGAGAUGAACGGUGUGCUCGUGGCAGGCCUCGAGCGCGCCUCCACCUACACGAUCUGGUGCGGGCGCAACUCUGAGGCGUCGCACGGCACGACGACAAUCACCGCGAUCCAGCUCGACGGCGGGAGCUUCCUCACGGUUGCUCUCCCGGCCAACCCGCUCAGGCUCGAGGCGAUCGGCGACUCCAUUACGGCCGGCUUCCAAGUCCUCGUCCCACCAGGAGGCUUAUACCCUCAGGACGCGACCAAGUCGGAUAUCUUCAAGACGUACGAGCGGAGACUCGCCGACGCGUGGGGCACGUGGGAUUGGCGAGUCGUGGCUCGAUCGGGGAUCUCGGUGUCCCUUUCCACCGGUGGCACCGGGAUGAUGAGCGAUCAGCUUGGCUGCGCCGAGUACUGGUGGGCUGACUGGCAAGGGAGCUGCCCUCGCGAGCAGUGGCUGGACGGCGGCUGGCAGGCCGACGUCGUCUCAAUCAACCUCGGCACGAACGACUACGUCUUUGGCAACCCGGCCCAGGCAGCCUUCGCCGCCAAGUAUAGCGAGUUGAUUGGGCUCGCCCGCGCGGCCAAUCCGGACGCCCUCAUCUUUGCGGUCGUGCCCCUCGCGUACUCGUGCUUUGGCGGUGUCGACAGUAAGUGGGUUACCAUGCGUCAAGGCAUCCUCAGCGCCGUCAACAACUGGUCACAGGACAGCAAGGUCAAGCUGGUCGAGACAGGAUCUCCAUCGUCCCGCUGGCUCGACUGCGCGAGCGACUACUCCGACUACACGCACCCCACCGUUGACGGCAACGAGAAGUUUGCGCUCGCGCUGCUGCAGAGCAUGACCGAUGAGACUCCAACCGGCGGCUACACCGGCUUCUGCGCGACAACCUGGGCCGAAUCCAACCCGGGUCCGGCGGCGUGCAUCCCUUGCGACGCGGCAACGGCGCCCUGCGCCGACGGCAGCGACUGCUGGGGCGCCACGUUUUGCAAAGGCGAUGUUUUAUGCGGCGACCCGUCCGACAGCGACUGCGCCAUCGGGAGCGAGCAGACCCCACCGACAGCUCUGCCACCCCCGCCUGCGCCCCUCGACCCCGCGGCAGUCCUGUCCGGCAAGCGCCUCGUCGCUUAUGUUCCAAACUGGAAGGAGUGCCCCUCGGCGGAGCAACUGCAGCACUACACGCAUGCGCUGGUCGCAUUUGCAGUCACCUAUCCGGCGUGGCGGCCAGCCGGGCAAGACACGUGCGAGACCGACCGGACGUGCACAGUGCAAGGCGUGCCUGGCUGUGGCGGCAAGUCGCUCGUUGAGAUGGUGGGCGACCUGCAGAGCGUGGGCGUCAAGGUGAUCCUCUCCUUCGGCGGCGCUUCGAUGGGCGGCGUGUGGGAGGCGAAGGGUGAUCCUGGCUCAAACUCGUGCUGGGAGCAUUGCCUCGACAAGGUGGACGCCCUCGUCUCGCAGCUGGCUGCCAUUGUCCUCGCGUCGGGAGCGGACGGCAUCGAUGUCGACUACGAGUACUACCUCGACGAGGCAAAGUACCGCGAGUUCCUGGCGGCCCUCACGAGCGGGCUGCGCACCGCGCUCCCUAGCCCCUUCCUGCUCACGCACGCCCCGAUGGACCCUGACCUAUGCACGACGAGCAUCCACCCAGGCUGCCGUGAGGAGUAUCUCAACAUUCUCGCGGGACAGAGCGAGAUGAUCGACUUCAUCAUGCCGCAAUAUUACAAUGGCUGGCAGCGACCCUCCACCAACUUUACCGGCGCGCUUCAGCACUUUAGCGCCUUGGCGUCGACCGCCUUUGGCGGCGACGCCUCCAAGGUGGUGUUUGGCUUUUGCGUCAGCGACUGCACAGGCUUCAACACCGGAGGCGCCGACGCCCUCAGGGUGGUGCAGCUCCUCGAUGCCGCCGUGCCAGCCAACGGCGGCUCCUUCUUUUGGGAGAGCUCGGCGGACAUCCGUGGCAGGGCUGUGUGCUCCACCCUCGACGCUCCACCUCGACAAAGCCCUGUGCAGUAA
This is a messenger RNA of Emiliania huxleyi CCMP1516, 2211 nucleotides long. RefSeq lists its product as hypothetical. The record is from RefSeq and is a predicted model, not a curated record. Bases 1 to 2211 code for a protein of 736 amino acids. Lineage: Eukaryota; Haptophyta; Isochrysidales; Noelaerhabdaceae. The transcript has 3 exons. Gene Ontology annotation, biological process: carbohydrate metabolic process.